AUGGACAAUUACGAGAGCGACUCAAUCGAGGUAGAAGAGGGCUUGCCUUCCGAUGCUUCUGACACCGAAGAUAUCGACCUUGAACCGCCCCACCCGGCGAGCGACUUUUCGAGCUGGCCUGCCGAGUCUUCGCCAGGCCCAGGUGGCGAGGAGGGGAUGGAGGACUCCGACAUGGAGAGCGAGGCGGUCUCCGAGAACCACGAGGAGGAAGACUAUUCUGGGCAAAGCGGAGAGGAUUACGGGGACGACGAGGAAGACGCCGAGACCGAUGAGGAAUUGGACGAGGACGCGUCCCAAUCCGUUUUGGGGGAUGAGGAGGGAGGGGAAGCGGGCGAUUUUGAGGGCGAUUUUGAGGGCGAUUUUGAGGGUGGCCUUGAGUUUGGAUUUGACGCCCGGGGUUCUGUGGAAGAUUCGGAUGAAGAAAUGUCCGACAACCAACUCUCCCCCGCUCCCCAUGGCGACCACCAACAAAUCGUGGACCUUCUUGCCAACUACCACCCCCGCCACGAGGAGGAAGAGGGGCUUUUUGUCGACCAAGACCCCGAUUUGCUGCAGCCUUUCGAAGCGAUCCUCUCCAACGUCAGACGAAACCACGCUCGGGCUAUCAAUCUGGUUUCCGAACUGCACUCCGAGGUCCGCAAUCUCAGCCAGGGAAGGGCAUCUCGCAGCGCACGCGAGAACCGUCACUAUAACCCGUACACCGCAGCCGACGACGUGGGCGUGGCGCGUGUUAGGAUGAACCAGCCCCGGAAUGGCCGUCACUUGCCCGAUGAAAUAGUUGAGGUCGAGCUGCGCGCAUCGCCGCCAGCAAUGCGCCGCAAUCGAUCUUCGCUCGGGGCCCGCGCGCAGCCAGAAGUCAUUGACUUGACCGGGGAGCCAGAUUCGCCAGAAGAGUCGCGUACCGUUGUGCCUCCCAGGGCGCGUGCAUCAAACGGGUCUCAGGUUCAUAUGCCGGGAAGGAACCCGCGGCGCAGAGCGUCAUUGAACCAGCGCACGCCUUCUCUUGCACGAAGUGAUGGCAGCCUCCUCGGAAACCAGGCCAAUGUCAUCGACCUCACUUUAGACGAUUCUCCGGCCCCGGCUCCCCCACCGCUGCCACUGCCACUGCCUCGUCGCAACAAUCCCGACAAUCCACCCCACCACCACCGUAACCAACACCACCAUCAUCGCCGUCGCCAACCCCCGCGCGGUCCCCCCGUCGAACUCGACCACGAAGAAGGAAUUGGUGCUAGGUUCGCUGGUUUAUUCAGGAGAGACUUUUUGAGUUUCGAUUUGAUCCAGCGCCUCGGUUUCGGUCGCCCGCACGACGUCGAGGUUCAAGUCAUUGGUGGUGGUCACCUCAACAUGGAUAAUCCACUCGGAGGCAAUAUUCCCAACCUCGAUUAUCGCGUCAACGGCAAUGCUGCCGCUCCCAAGCCCGACCAUGUCCCGCCUCCCCCGCCACGUGAGGGUUUUACUCGCGACACCGGUAACGACGACGAUGUUAUCAUCUGCGCCGGCUGCGAGCAGGAAUUGAAGUACGACCCCGACGCCGGCGAUGAUGCCAUGCGCCCCAUGAAGAAGCCUCGCACCAGGAAGGACCACGAAGAGCACCACUUCUGGGCUCUCAAGGAUUGCGGACAUGUCUACUGCAGGAAUUGCUACGAGAGCCGUCACCUCCGCAAGGGAACUGCCAAGACCCCGUCAGCACACUUUCGCCGCGAUCCUGAGAACGCCCGCAAGAAUCUCUGCGCUGUGGAGGACUGCUCGACCGAGGCAAACAACAAGUCAAACUGGGUCGGCCUGUUCCUUUGA
This is a messenger RNA of Chaetomium fimeti, 1794 nucleotides long. RefSeq lists its product as uncharacterized. The record is from RefSeq and is a predicted model, not a curated record. The coding region runs from base 1 to 1794 and encodes 597 amino acids. Gene Ontology annotation, cellular component: SUMO-targeted ubiquitin ligase complex. The transcript is spliced from 2 exons. Lineage: Eukaryota; Fungi; Ascomycota; Sordariomycetes; Sordariales; Chaetomiaceae. Gene Ontology annotation, molecular function: ubiquitin-protein transferase activity.